This is a messenger RNA of Hemibagrus wyckioides, 1982 nucleotides long. It is a transcript of the gene srsf11, whose product is annotated as serine and arginine rich splicing factor 11. The transcript is spliced from 12 exons. The coding region runs from base 317 to 1645 and encodes 442 amino acids. Gene Ontology annotation, molecular function: RNA binding. Lineage: Eukaryota; Metazoa; Chordata; Actinopteri; Siluriformes; Bagridae. The record is from RefSeq and is a predicted model, not a curated record. Gene Ontology annotation, cellular component: nucleoplasm.
CAGUCUUCGCCUUGAGGAGGAGAGCCUAGUGAAAACAGGAACAUUUGUAGAUCGUUAAGUCGUCUGUGUAAAAAUAAUAAUAAUAAUAAUAAAGAGGGGGGGGAAACUAGCGUGACAUUAUUUUUUAAUCUAAAUUUAACGGGCUGCAGUGUGUGCGCGAGACACAUCUGUGCGCGCAUGACCUGACCGUUUGAAAGCGCGUGCUGUUUGAAAUUGCGGGCUCUCACGAGCUAAGGCUCAUUCGCUAGUUAGCUAGCUAAGUAGCUAGCAUUAGCUGCUCAGCUAACAGUCUUCAAAAUCGUAAAUAGUAACGAUAAUGAGCUCCAGCACUAAAGUGGUCCAGGUGACUAACGUGUCUCCGAGCGCGACCUCGGAGCAGAUGAGGACUCUGUUCGGCUUCCUGGGAAACAUCGACGAGCUCAAACUCUUCCCACCAGAUGAUUCUCCCUUGCCUGUGACUUCCCGUGUCUGUUUUGUAAAGUUCCUCGAAUCUGAAUCAGUUGGCGUUUCGCAGCAUCUGACGAACACGGUCUUCGUGGACAGAGCCUUGAUCGUCGUCCCAUUCGCUGAAGGAGUGAUCCCUGAUGAGUCCAAAGCGCUGUCGCUGAUGGCUCCAGCCAACGCCGUCGCAGGGAUGUUGCCAGGCGGCGGGCUUCUCCCCACACCCACUCCAGUGCCAUCUAUUGGUGGUGUUCCUCUUGGCUCCCUGGGUGGGCCUGGCAUGGACGCUAUGGCAGCUUUAGGUAUUCCUGGACCCAAUAUGAAUCCUCAGUCGUUAUCGGCGGAGCAGAUUAUGAAGCUCAUGGCAUCUAUGGAUCCCAAGUUAAAUCCACUGGCUGCUGGAUUAAACCUAAACGCUGGAUUAAAGGCAGAUGCGUCAAACAAGGAGAUUGAAGAGGCCAUGAAGAGGGUGAGGGAGGCCCAGUCUCUGAUCUCUGCUGCCAUCGAGCCUGGAAAUAAGAAGGAUGACAAAAGGAAGCAUUCAAGGUCAAGUUCAAGGUCACGGAAGAAGAGAUCGAGGUCUCGCUCCAAAUACAGGCGUUCCAAGAGCCGGUCACGGCGACGGUCUCGCUCCAGGAGCAAGAGGAGGUCUAAGAGCCCUCGCCGGAGGAGAUCUCACUCUAAAGACAAGAGGAGGCGCUCCAGGUCGAGGGAUCGGAGAAAGCGCUCGAAAACCCCACCAAAGAGCUACAGCAGUGGCAGACGCUCCCGCAGCAACAGCCGCAAACGCCACAGGAGGAGCCGCAGCAUCUCGCACUCACCGAAAAAGUCCAGAUCUCCAAAGAGGAGGCUCUCUAGAUCUCCAUCACCCAGGAGGCAUAAGAAGGAAAAGAAGAAGGACAAGGAGCGAGAAAGAGACCGGGACAGAAAAGAAGAGCAAAACCGAGACAAGCGAGAACGUUCCACCAGCAAGAAGAGCAAAGACAAAGAGAAGGAGCGAGACAGGAAGUCAGACGGCGAGAAGAGCGACGUGAAGGUGAUCCGGGAUUACGAUGAAGAAGAGCAGGGCUACGACAGCGAACACGAGGAAGAGCGGGAAAGGAGCCCGGACAUGGCGCCGUCUCCGCACGCAGACGCCGGGAGAGGAGACUCGGACCAACACAGCGACGAGCAGCAGGACGAAGACAUGGACAUGAGUGACUGACGGCAUGCACAGGAACACCACAUGAUUCUGUUUUAAUAAUCUGCUCAUGCAACAUUUAUGGUUCUAAAUUAAAAGUGAUAGUUGGCCAAAAGUUAAGUUUAUUUCAUUUUUCCCUUACGGCAGAUGUAGUCAGUUAGACCAGACGUGUUUGGUGUUCACAAUUUGCUCCUAUUGUUUUGUACUGGAAUGAGCCAAACAGUAUGUUUUGAGUGUGUGUGUGUGUGUGAUUGAUUCAGAUGUUCAAAUGUCUGGUUGAUCAGCUACAUUUGGAAUAACAGGAACAUUGUGUUAAAGUCACAACUAUCACAUUAAAGUUAUUCGCUGCAGAGCUGACGUU